Molecule: messenger RNA, 1318 nt
Organism: Dermatophagoides pteronyssinus (European house dust mite)
Lineage: Eukaryota; Metazoa; Arthropoda; Arachnida; Sarcoptiformes; Pyroglyphidae
Cellular component (GO): nucleus
Source: RefSeq, a predicted model, not a curated record
GCAUAGUUUGAUCACCGAUUUUUAAAGUUUCAUAAGAAUUUAUCUUUUCUUAAUUCUAAAAGGAUUUGAAUAUUAUAUUUUCCAUAAAUCAAGAUGAAUGAAUCGGCUGAGGCAACAACGUUGGAUUUAGAAAAUCUGAUUGCAAUGAAUGAAAUGAUUAAACGGACCAAAGGUAAAGAAACAACAUUUCAACAAAUGAAACGUCAAAAAAUUACAUCAUCGAAUCGUGCAUUCAUCGACCCGGAAUUUUAUCAAACAAAUUGCGACCAAAAUUCGAUUGAAACUUUAUUGGAUAAAGGUGCUCACCAACCGGAACGAAUAUUAGCUGUUACGACAUUGGAUGAUCUAGGUCUGUUGAUUUGUUAUCUGGUGAGAUAUACAAAUGGUCAAUUGGAAUUGGUGCCCAAUCGAACUGUUCAUCGUCAUUGUCCGCAGAUGGUAAUCGAUUUUCUGGAAUCGAAUCUCAUAUUUUCAAAUAACGACAAUAAUCCAAAUCUGCCUGAUGAUUUAUUCAAAGGAUUGGAAAAUGCCAAUCAGGAUGAUGUUCAAUUGCCGAAAGAUUCGAAAACUGAAUCUCAAACUCAGACAAACGACAAUGCUGAUUUGGAUGACGAUGAUGAUGAUUUUUAUCAAUUCGAUGAAUUAUCCAAGUGUUUCGAUAUGAAAAAUUUGACCAAUGUCAUCAACAAAUCCACGAAACCACAACAAAAUGAAACCAUUGAAAUUGAUUUUACCGAAUUGGAUGAUAAUGGUUCGAAUCGUUCAACAUCACAAAUUCAUAAGCUAAUCAUCAAUGAGGAUGAUGAUGAUAAUCCCAUAUCUAAACCUGGAACAUCGAAAAGUAUUGAUGAUCAAAUUGAACCAAAAGAAAUCAGUCAUUUGCAAGCACAAGAAAUAGAAUUUGUCAACACUAUCUUUGAUAAAGAAACUAUUGAAGAAUUACUGGAUAACAAUUUAUUGGAUGACGAUCAACUUGUGAUGAAAGAACGUGAUGCUAAACAUGAACAGACGAUGCCUGGUUUGGAUGAAAUCAACGAAACACUUUCUAUGUCAUUCCAUCCGAAUGAUUCGCAAGAAAAAAGCGAUUCGCAAGAAUUAUCAUCCAUUUCACCAGAUAUUAUGGAGCAAUUGCUUAGAUCGGAGGUUCACACCUCGGAUAUGGAUAAACAACCACAAGAAGAAGAAGAAGUGACAAGUGAUGAUCCAAUGGAUAAUAAUUUUUAAUUAUAUUUUCAAGUUUUUCCUAAAUACUAACAAUAGACUAACUGUUUUGAUCUUGUUGUUGUUUGAAAUAUAAUAAAUAUUCUUUGCGAAAUAA